Molecule: messenger RNA, 817 nt
Organism: Hibiscus syriacus
Lineage: Eukaryota; Viridiplantae; Streptophyta; Magnoliopsida; Malvales; Malvaceae
Exons: 5
Coding region: 109-582 (157 amino acids)
Source: RefSeq, a predicted model, not a curated record
GGCUUCUGAUUUUUCUUCACUAUAUUGUCUCGCUUUAGAACAGCAAUUUCUUCUCGUUGUCGAAAGCAUUUUUUCUUUGAAUUUUCUUUUAGGAUUUUCAAUCGGAAAAUGGCGUUGGUUUCUUUCAUCGGGAGAGUACUUUUCGCUUCGGUGUUCAUCCUCUCUGCCUGGCAAGAAUUCAAUGAAUUCGGCGUUGAUGGAGGGAAAGCGGCGAAGGAGCUAAGACCAAAAUUGGACGUAUUCUCAAAGACUGUGUCAUCUCACGCAGGGUUUCAAGUUCCGGAAUUCGAUAUCAAGUAUGUAGUUGCUGCUGCUGUAGCCUUUAAAGGUGUUGGUGGAAUCCUGUUUACCUUUGGCAGCACUAUCGGAGCUUAUCUCCUGGUUUUGCACCAGGUCAUUCUCACCCCCGUACUGUAUGACUUCUACAACUACGACACGGAAAAGAAGGAAUUUGGUCUACUUUUCGCAAAGUUCUCACUGAACUUGGCGCUGUUAGGCGCGUUGUUGUUCUUCAUUGGCAUGAAGAACUCCGUCCCCAGGAGACAACUCAAGAAAAAGGCUCCAAAAACAAAAACAGUUUGAACAUGUAACAAUGGAACCAAGAGAUCUGUUUUCUGAAUGCUUUUGUUGUUAUUUGAAUGUUUUAUUUUCAAUUUCACAGAAAGGAUUGGAUAUAAUUUUGCCUUAGAAUCUGCUGUUUUCCUUUUCUGGGUUUCGCCAUUUCCAUGCAACUUUUAACCAUAUAUUGAUGUCAUGGUGAUUCUAGAUUACCAGGAAAUUAUUCAGUUUAACUAGAUAUACGUGUUUAUGCUUUGUA